AUGAUGAUCAAACAACGCCUUUUCGUGGCCAGCGUGGCCAUCAUUUCCUAUACAUCUGCCUUUGUGGUGGAUGCCAAUCCGUUUCGUCGCAUCUUUGGCUGUGGCUCCAAGACGUCCCUGAAUUCCGAACGUCCCAAGAUUGCCAAUUCGGUGUUGGAUUUGAUUGGCAACACGCCACUGGUCCGAAUCAAUCGAGUGUCGGAAGGAUGCGUCGCCGAAGUCGUGGCCAAAUUGGAAUCUAGCAAUCCUGCCAACAGUGUCAAGGACCGUAUCGCCUUGAGUAUGAUUCGUCAAGCCGAAGCCCGUGGCGACAUUGCUCCCGGCAAGACCACCUUGGUAGAACCAACCUCUGGAAACACGGGAAUUGGAUUGGCCAUGGUCGCUGCCACUCUGGGAUACAAACUCAUUUUGACCAUGCCCGAGUCCAUGAGUAUGGAACGACGUGUCUUGCUCAAGGCGUUUGGAGCCGAUGUCGUAUUGACACCAGCUGCCAAGGGAAUGGGAGGAGCCAUUGCCAAAGCGGAAGAAAUUGUCAACUCCUUGGGUGCCGAUGGCAUGCUCUUGCAGCAGUUCAACAACCCUGACAACCCAAAGGUCCACCGCGAAACCACUGGACCCGAAAUCUGGCGUGAUACUGACGGAAAGAUUGAUAUCCUCGUGGGCGGUGUCGGAACGGGAGGAACCCUCACUGGAUGCGGACAAUACCUCAAGCCUCUCAAUCCCGCGCUCCAAAUUGUCGCCGUCGAACCCGUCGAAUCGGCCGUACUCAGUGGAGGAAAACCAGGACCACACAAAAUUCAAGGCAUUGGAGCCGGAUUCAUCCCCGGGAAUGCCGAUACCAGCUUGCUCGAUGAAGUCAUUCAAAUCUCGGGAGAAGAUGCCAUGGCACAAGCACGAACUGUCGCCACGUCCGAAGGUAUCUUUUGUGGAAUUUCCAGUGGUGCUGCCAUCUUGGCUGCCUGCCAAGUCGCCAAGCGUCCCGAAAAUGCCGGAAAGCGAAUCGUUGUCAUUAUUCCCAGUUUUGGAGAACGUUACUUGUCCACCGCCUUGUUCCAAAACUUGUGGGACGAAGCGGCAGCACUCAAACCAGAAUCUAUUGGGGCUUAG
Seminavis robusta is the source of this 1107-nucleotide messenger RNA. NCBI's taxonomy places the organism in Eukaryota, Bacillariophyta, Bacillariophyceae, Naviculales, Naviculaceae. The record is from the annotation of a GenBank genome assembly.